Cotesia congregata is the source of this 3323-nucleotide messenger RNA. NCBI's taxonomy places the organism in Eukaryota, Metazoa, Arthropoda, Insecta, Hymenoptera, Braconidae. The record is from the annotation of a GenBank genome assembly.
UGAUGCAGGAAGUACAGCAGCUAGAGUUGCUGUGCAAACAAUUGUACGAGUCUCAGGAUGCAGCUCACCGUGCAGAAGCUGAAAAAGCAUUAGUAGGUUUUCAAAAUGCACCGGAUACACUCACUAAAUGUCAAUUAUUAUUGGAAAGAGGCGAUUCCGCUUACGCUCAAUUGCUCGCUGCUACUACGCUCACUAAAUUGGUAUCAAGAUCUGCCCAAGGAUUGAGCUUGCAGCAGAGACUUGACAUCAGGAAUUAUGUUCUGAAUUACUUGGCAACCAGGCCAAAAUUACCGAGUUUUGUGAUACAAGCAUUAGUCACGUUAUUUGCAAGAAUAUCAAAGCUAGGAUGGUUUGAUUCUGAUAAAGACGACUAUGUCUUCAGAAAUGUUGUUGGAGACAUUUCAAAGUUUCUUCAAGGAUCUGUGGAGCACUGCAUGAUUGGAGUACAACUGCUCUCCCAAUUGACCUGCGAAAUGAAUCAAAUUUCAGAAGCAGACGCCAAUAGGUCACUGACUAAGCACAGAAAAAUAGCUAGUAGUUUUCGUGACACUCAAUUAUUUGAAAUAUUUCGAUUGUCAUGUUCAUUAUUGGGUACAGCAAGAGAAAAUUGUAAAAAUUUAAACUUUAAUGAUGAAUCACAGCACGGAUUAAUGACCCAGUUAUUACGCUUAGCCCGUAACUGUCUAACAUUUGAUUUCAUCGGAACAUCAACAGACGAAAGUUCUGACGAUUUGUGUACAGUCCAAAUCCCAACAAGUUGGCGACCAGCAUUCCUAGAUUUUACCACAUUAAAACUAUAUUUCGACUUGUACCACAGUCUCCCGAAUACCUUAUCAUCAUUAGCAUUAUCGUGUCUAGUACAAUUAGCCUCAGUCCGACGUAGUUUAUUUUCCAACACCGAGAGAGCUAAAUUUUUAACCCACCUGGUAAACGGAGUGAAGCACAUCCUUCAAAAUCCCCAAGGAUUGAGCCAUCAGGAUAACUACCACGAGUUUUGCCGACUAUUAGCCCGACUAAAAAGCAAUUACCAGCUCGGAGAAUUAGUUAUGGUGGAAAAUUACCCAGAGGCGAUCCAAUUAAUCGCAAAAUUCACCGUUCAGAGUUUGCAAAUGUGGCAAUUUGCACCAAACAGCGUCCACUACUUGCUGAGCUUGUGGCAACGGAUGGUAGCUUCAGUGCCCUAUGUUAAAGCAACAGAGCCCCAUUUGCUGGAGACCUACACUCCGGAAGUAUCCAACGCUUACAUCACUUCCCGGCUAGAGUCAGUUGCCGUGGUGGUGCGCGAUGGCUUGGAGGAUCCUCUUGAUGAUCUGGGCAUGGUCCAGCAGCAACUGGAGCAGCUGUCGGUCAUUGGAAGGUGCGAGUACCAAAAAACAUGCACGCUGCUGGUCCAGCUGUUCGAUCAAGCUGCUAGGGCCUAUCAGGAGCUUCUUGCCCAGACUGCCAAUAAUAAUCCCACUCAUCAAAUCGAGAUCACCAUCCAGGAGGGCCAGCUGACCUGGCUGGUCUACAUCAUCGGCUCCGCGAUUGGUGGUCGCGUUUCCUUUAAUAGCAAUGAAGAGCAUGAUGCCAUGGACGGCGAGCUUGUUUGCAGGGUCCUCCAGCUGAUGAAUCUUACCGACUCGGGACUCUCUCAGGGUGGCUGUGAGAAACUAGAGCUCGCUAUGCUCAGUUUCUUUGAACAGUUUCGCAAGAUAUAUGUCGGGGAUCAGAUCCAAAAAAAUUCUAAGGUCUAUCGCAGGUUGUCGGAAGUUCUGGGGCUCAGUGAUGAAGCCAUGGUACUCAGUGUUUUUAUUCGUAAAAUAAUAACUAAUUUAAAAUACUGGGGAAGUAGAGAGCAAAUUAUUUCAAGGACGCUUCAAUUAUUAACUGAUUUAUCUGUAGGAUACAGUUGUGUCCGUAAGCUUGUUAAACUUGAAGAAGUACAAUUCAUGUUAAAUAAUCACACUAGUGAACAUUUUCCAUUCCUUGGUAACAAUGUAGCAGUAACAGAAAUGCGUUGCAGGUCAAUGUUCUAUACUUCAUUGGGAAGAUUAUUGAUGGUAGAUUUGGGUGAAGACGAAGAAAGAUUUCAUACAUUCAUGUUACCCCUCACAGCUGCUUUGGAAAGUCUAGGUCAGUUAAUGGGUGCAGCAGAUACCCCACUAUUCGCAGCAGAGGAAGCUAAAAAAGCAUUGAUAGGAAUAGCGCGUGACCUGCGAGGUCUGGCGUACGCUUUCAACACAAAAACUUCCUAUAUGAUGCUCUUUGACUGGAUAUAUCCGAAUUACACGCCGAUCUUGUUGCACGCAAUCGAGUUAUGGCACCACGAGCCCCAGGUGACGACGCCAGUGCUGAAAUUAUUCGCAGAGCUGGUCCAGAACCGCAGUCAGCGACUCCAGUUCGAGGUAUCAUCUCCCAAUGGAAUCCUCCUGUUUCGCGAAGCCAGCAAAGUUAUUUGCAGCUACGGGAAUCAUAUAUUGAACGUCGAAGUGCCCAAGGAUCAAAUGUACUCGCUGAAGCUAAAGGGGAUCAGCAUUUGUUUCAGCAUGUUGAAAGCUGCCUUGUGUGGAAGCUACGUCAAUUUUGGCGUUUUUAGGCUCUAUGGCGACGAAGCGUUGGAUAAUGCACUCAAUACUUUUGUCAAGUUAUUACUCAGUAUACCUCAAAGUGACCUAUUAGACUAUCCAAAAUUAUCAGCGACGUAUUACGUGCUACUGGAGUGCCUGGCGCAAGACCACAUGGCAUUUCUAUCAACCUUAGAGCCACGGGUCUUUCUGUACAUCCUAUCCAGCAUCAGCGAAGGCCUAACGGCACUAGGUGCGCUAAAAGACUCCUACACAGACACCAUGGUCUGCACGGGUUGCUGCGCGACACUUGAUCAUAUUGUUACGUAUUUAUUUAAGCAGCUUUCGCAGAAAGCUGGAGUUUAUCCAGGGAAGAAAAAUGCGGCAGUGACAGCCGGGGGUGAAUUGUUCUUGCAAGUACUCAAACAACAUCCGGAAAUAUUGCAGCAAAUAUUGAGCACUGUUUUGAAUGUUAUUAUGUUUGAGGACUGCAGAAAUCAAUGGAGCAUGUCGAGACCACUUCUGGGUCUUAUUUUACUCAAUGAAGAAUAUUUUGGCCAAUUGCGAGAAAAUAUUAUUAGAAGUCAACCAGUUGAUAAACAAGCAGCUAUGGCUCAGUGGUUUGAAAAUUUAAUGGAUGGUAUUGAACCAAAUUUGUUAACGAAAAAUAGAGAUAGGUUUACUCAAAAUUUAUCAAUGUUCAGGAGAGAUAUCAAUGAUUCCCUUAAAGGUCCGAAUAUGUCUGCCAAUUCAACCAACGAUAUGAUGACUUCGUAG